Molecule: messenger RNA, 2847 nt
Organism: Dichotomopilus funicola
Lineage: Eukaryota; Fungi; Ascomycota; Sordariomycetes; Sordariales; Chaetomiaceae
Exons: 2
Coding region: 1-2847 (948 amino acids)
Biological process (GO): resolution of meiotic recombination intermediates; nucleotide-excision repair involved in interstrand cross-link repair; double-strand break repair via homologous recombination
Cellular component (GO): nucleotide-excision repair factor 1 complex
Molecular function (GO): damaged DNA binding; single-stranded DNA binding; single-stranded DNA endonuclease activity
Source: RefSeq, a predicted model, not a curated record
AUGUCGGCUGCUGAGAUCCCACAGCCCGUGCAGCCCGUGAAGCUCUCGCUGCCUCUGAUCUACCAGCAAAAGCUCUUCGAAGAGCUGCGCAACGAAGAUGAGCUCGUGGUCCUCGCGCGGGGCCUCGGCCUCAUGCGGCUCAUCACCAAUCUGCUGCACUCGUACGACGCCGCGGGCAACAACCUGAUCGUCAUCGUCGGCGCCGGCGACCGGGAGAACGCCUGGAUCGGCGAAGCCCUGGCCGAACACGCCGCCAUCAGCAUGUCCCCACGCGCAAGGGGUCUCACCGUCGUCAACACCGAUUUCACUAGCGUAGCGACCCGCGAGAAGAUGUACGCGGCGGGGGGGAUUUUUAGUAUUACCUCCCGGAUUUUGGUGGUUGAUGUCCUGACUGAUCUCCUCCGCCCGGAAACUAUUACUGGGAUGGUCGUGCUGCACGCUGAUCGGGUGACUGCCACGUCGCUCGAGGCCUUUAUCCUCCGGGUCUACCGGCAGAAGAACAAGGCCGGGUUUCUCAAGGCCUUCUCCGACAACCCGGAUCCGUUCACCACCGGCUUCUCGCCGCUGACCAACAUGAUGAAGAACCUGUUCCUCCGGAAGGCGUCGCUAUGGCCGCGGUUUCAUGUCCACGUUGCGCAGGCGCUCGAGGGGAAGAAAAAGGCCGAGGUGAUCGAGCUCGAGGUCCCCAUGACCGAUGCCAUGCGAGAGAUCCAGCAUGCCGUGAUGGAGUGUGUGGAGAUCAACAUUCAGGAACUGAAGAAGGCCAACACGGGGUUGGAAAUGGACGACUGGAACCUCGAUAGCGCCUUGCUGAAGAACUUUGAUGUGAUUGUUCGCCGCCAGCUCGAUCCCAACUGGCACCGGGUGAGCUGGAAAACCAAGCAGAUCGUGGGCGACCUAACCGUUCUAAGAGAAAUGCUCCAGUCGGUGCUGGCUCUCGACGCAGUCUCCUUCUUGCAACAGCUCGACACCAUCCACAUGGCUCACUCCCCCCCUCCCGGAUCGACGAGACAAACCCAGUCGCCCUGGUUGUUUCUCGACGCCGCGCAGACCAUCUUCGAAACCGCAAGGAGGCGGGUGUACUCGAGCAAUCAAAAAGCCGGACCAAACACCACCAACAUCGACGCUCUGCGGCCGGUGCUCGAGGAACAGCCGAAAUGGGCCGUCUUGGCCGAGGUGCUGGAAGAGAUCGACCGGGACCUCUACUUCGAGCCCCCCGCUCGCGACGACUCCAACGGGACCAUCCUAAUCAUGUGCUCCGACACCGACACCUGCCGGCAGCUCCGGGACUAUCUGCAGACGAUGCACGUCCGGCCCAAAACGGAACACAAAGUCGAGGAGUUCCAUGACCCGGACGCGGACAAGCCGUCCGCUGAGUUCAUGAUGCGUAGACGGUUGCGGGGUUAUCUGAAGUGGAAGCGGGAAUUUGCCCAGGUCAAUAACAGCUUGUUCUCGGAGAACCACAAAGCCAUCACGGGUGCCGUCGAUCCCCGGUUGAGGGGGUCCAAGAACCGACCCCCUCCCAAUAAAAGACGCCGGAUGCGAGGUGGAGGGUUGGUUGGGACCGCCCCGGGCCGCCUUGACAAUGGGAGCAUUGCGCAGCACUUUGAGAAGCCCGGGGAGGUCGCCGAGCUCAUGGCCGAGAUCCAAAUCACCGAAGAAGAAAGCAAACAAAAAGAAGACAUCGUCGCCGACCCUUUGGACGACAUGGACGACUACUACCAACUGUACGAGAUGCAAGACCUCGUCGUCAUCCAUGCCUACAACGGCGAUGUAGACGAGCACGUCCUAGAGGAGAUCAAGCCCAAGUACAUCAUCAUGUACGAGCCCGACGCCGCCUUCAUCCGCCGCGUCGAAGUCUACCGCUCAUCCCACAACGACCGCAACGUCCGCGUCUAUUUUCUAUACUACGGCGGCUCCGUCGAAGAACAGCGCUACCUCUCCUCCGUCCGCCGCGAAAAAGACGCCUUCACAAAACUCAUCAAAGAACGCGCCAGCAUGUCCCUCACCCUGACCACCACCGACACCCCCGGCGGCGCCGACGACCCCCAAGAAGCCUUCCUCCGCACGGUCAACACCCGCAUAGCCGGCGGCGGCCGUCUCGCCGCGACCGCCCGACCCCCGCGCGUAGUCGUGGACGUCCGCGAGUUCCGCUCCUCCCUCCCUUCCCUCCUCCACGGCCGCUCCACCAUCAUCGUCCCCUGCAUGUUAACCGUCGGCGACUACAUUCUCACCCCGCACAUCUGCGUCGAGCGCAAAAGCAUCAGCGACCUGAUCAGUUCGUUCAAAGACGGCCGGUUAUUUGCGCAGUGCGAGGCGAUGUUCCAGCAUUAUCGUGAUCCGAUGUUGUUGAUUGAGUUUGAUCAGAAUAAGAGUUUUACGUUGGAGCCGUUUGCGGAUUUGUCGGGGAGUAUGUCGAGUAUUAGUUUGGCGAAUGCGGGCGCGCAGGGGAAUGAUUUGCAGAGUAAGAUUGUGUUGUUGACGUUGGCGUUUCCGAGGUUGAGGAUUAUUUGGUCGUCGUCGCCGUAUGAGACGGCGGAGAUUUUUGCGAGGAUUAAGGACAAGGAGCCGGAGCCGGAUCCGAUUGCUGCUGUAAGGGCUGGUCUAGACAAUAGUGAGGAUGGGCAAGGGGGGGUGAAUGGGCAGAUGUUUAAUCCCGUGCCGCAGGAGAUGUUGGGGACGGUGCCCGGGGUGACGCAGAAGAACUUGAAGAAUUUGGUGCUGGAGGUGGAGAGCAUUAGGGAAGUUGCGAAUAUGACGGUGGAGGAGCUGAAUCCGAUUGUUGGGAGAGAGGCGGCGGGGAAGAUUUGCGGGUUCUUUAAGAAGGAUUUGUUAGAUGACGACUAG